ACCAAUCUCACCAUCGCUGCGACAUGACAAUCAGUGGCACCGUCGCCUUUAAUAUUGAUUUUCGGAUUAUAUCUUCCACUGGUCAAACUCACUCUCCAUUUCUUUCGAAACCCCUCAAUUUUCUCCUCUUCCCCACCUCCAUUUCCACCCCAAUUUACCCACUUCUUGCUGCUCGCUCCUCCUCCUUCAUCCCUUCUUUCGAUAUGGAUAAUGGUGCGGGUCUCAGUUUGUAUCCACUACACCGUUGCAAAACAAUUCACCUGGUCAGGCAUGCACAGGGGAUCCACAAUGUUGAUGGAGAUAAGAGUUAUAAAGCAUAUAUGCGUCCUGAGUUUUUUGAUGCUCACAUUACUCAGCUUGGAUGGCAGCAGAUUGAUAAUUUGCGUAAGCAUGUUCAUGCAUCCGGUCUUUCCAGGAAGAUUGAUUUGGUUGUAACAUCCCCUUUGCUCAGGACUCUACAAACCGCUGUUGGAGUAUUUGGUGGCGAAGGUUAUACACCUGGAAUGGACGUGCUUCCCCUAAUGAUUGCAAAUGCCGGCAACAGUGCACGAGCUGCAAUUUCAAGUCUAAACUGCCCACCCAUUGCUGCUGUUGAGCUUUGUCGUGAACAUUUGGGAGUUCAUCCUUGUGACAAGAGAAGAAACAUCAGUGAUUAUCAAUUCCUCUUUCCUGCAGUUGAUUUUUCACUGGCAAAAAGCGAUGAAGAUGUGUUGUGGAAGGCUGACGUUAGAGAGACAAAGGAAGAACUGGCAGCCAGAGGAUUGCAGUUCCUGAAUUGGUUAUGGACAAGGAAAGAGAAGGAGAUAGCCGUUGUAACUCAUAGUGGAUUUUUGUUUCAUACCCUAACUGCUUUUGGAAAUGACUGCCACCCGUUGGUAAAAAAGGAAAUAUGCAAACAUUUUGCAAAUUGCGAGCUUCGGUCUAUUGUCAUAGUUGAUAGAAGUAUGGUCGGGUCAGAUUCCUCAACAACUAAUUAUCCUGGAAAGGUACCUUCGGGGCUGGAUAUCCCUAGUGAUGCUGUGGAUGAUAACAGUGUGAAGGAAGACAAACAACCAAUUGAUCCCGAACCAAAGGAACACGAAAAUAUGUAAGUCUGAUACGGCUAUAGACAGAGGGAUAUUCAAAUGUUGAGGUCAAUUAUACAAACAAGUAUUUUUGAAACUGUCUUAUCUAGACUCAUCGCAACACUUGUAUGUCUACUUCAGAUAUCUGCGUCUCAAGAAAUCUGUGCUUUGAGGAUUUCUCCAAUUCAGAACAAGUGACACCCAUUUCAUUGAUGUAGAACUAUAAAGUCUACACUUAACAUAUGGGUUUCCUUUUUCUUUUCUCA
Cucumis melo (muskmelon) is the source of this 1330-nucleotide messenger RNA. Its product is annotated as phosphoglycerate mutase-like protein 1. The record is from RefSeq and is a predicted model, not a curated record. Bases 24 to 1091 code for a protein of 355 amino acids. Gene Ontology annotation, cellular component: cytoplasm. The transcript is spliced from 10 exons. Lineage: Eukaryota; Viridiplantae; Streptophyta; Magnoliopsida; Cucurbitales; Cucurbitaceae. Gene Ontology annotation, molecular function: phosphatase activity.